This is a messenger RNA of Mandrillus leucophaeus (drill), 1320 nucleotides long. RefSeq names its product NIPA-like domain containing 1 (gene NIPAL1). The transcript is spliced from 6 exons. NCBI's taxonomy places the organism in Eukaryota, Metazoa, Chordata, Mammalia, Primates, Cercopithecidae. Gene Ontology annotation, molecular function: magnesium ion transmembrane transporter activity. Gene Ontology annotation, biological process: magnesium ion transport. Gene Ontology annotation, cellular component: membrane. The record is from RefSeq and is a predicted model, not a curated record. The coding region runs from base 68 to 1300 and encodes 410 amino acids.
GUGCGUGUGGAGGAGAGGCCCAGGUGAGGAGCCAGCGCCCGCGUUCCGGAAGCCCCCUCCCGGGGCCAUGGGGGCACAGGUGAGGCUGCCGCCUGGAGAGCCCUGCCAAGAAGGAUAUGUGCUGUCUCUGGUCUGUCCAAACUCCUUCCAGGCUUGGUGUGAGAUCACAAAUGUUUCACAGCUGCUGGCUUCUCCUGUGCUCUACACGGACCUGAAUUCCAGCAUAAACAACUUGAGCAUUUCAGCAAAUGUAGAAAACAAAUACAGUCUUUAUGUGGGCUUGGUACUGGCAGUAAGUUCAAGUAUUUUUAUUGGCUCCAGCUUCAUCCUGAAAAAGAAGGGCCUCUUGCAACUGGCCAGCAAGGGUGUUACUAGAGCUGGACAAGGUGGACAUUCUUACCUGAAGGAAUGGCUCUGGUGGGUAGGAUUGCUGUCAAUGGGAGCAGGAGAAGCUGCAAAUUUUGCUGCUUAUGCUUUUGCACCUGCCACCUUGGUCACCCCUCUGGGUGCUCUGAGUGUUCUUAUAAGUGCAAUAUUAUCUUCCUACUUUUUAAACGAACACUUGAACAUUCAUGGGAAAAUAGGCUGCAUAUUAAGUAUAUUGGGGUCAACUGUGAUGGUUAUCCAUGCCCCACAAGAAGAGGAAGUCACAUCUUUGCAUGAAAUGGAAAUGAAAUUGAGAGACCCAGGGUUUAUUUCUUUUGCUGUGAUCAUAACUGUGAUCUCCUUGGUGCUGAUUUUGAUUGUGGCUCCAAAGAAAGGACAGACCAAUAUAUUGGUUUAUAUUUCAAUCUGUUCCUUGAUUGGAGCGUUUUCAGUUUCUUCUGUCAAAGGCCUGGGAAUUGCCAUUAAGGAGCUGAUAGAAUGGAAGCCAGUUUACAAACAUCCCCUGGUCUUUGUUUUGCUGGCUGUACUUGUGCUUUCAGUAACUACACAGAUUAACUAUCUCAACAAGGCACUGGACACCUUUAAUACCUCUCUUGUGACACCCAUUUAUUAUGUAUUCUUCACAUCCAUGGUAGUCACUUGCUCUGCCAUCUUAUUCCAAGAGUGGUAUGGCAUGACAGCUGGAGACAUCAUUGGGACCCUGAGUGGAUUCUUCACUAUUAUCAUUGGCAUCUUCCUUCUACAUGCUUUUAAAAAUACUGACAUUACUUGGAGUGAGCUUACAUCCACUGCUAAGAAAGAAGCCAUCUCUCUGAAUGUCAGUGAAAACAAUUAUGUUUUACUAGAGAACUUGGAGUGUUCAGCCCCGGGAUACAAUGAUGACGUUACCUUGUUUAGUAGAACUGAUGACUGAAGUCUCUAGAAACACUGAGU